This is a messenger RNA of Manis pentadactyla (Chinese pangolin), 1825 nucleotides long. It is a transcript of the gene BPI, whose product is annotated as bactericidal permeability increasing protein. The record is from RefSeq and is a predicted model, not a curated record. The transcript is spliced from 15 exons. The coding region runs from base 74 to 1525 and encodes 483 amino acids. Gene Ontology annotation, biological process: negative regulation of interleukin-6 production; negative regulation of tumor necrosis factor production; negative regulation of interleukin-8 production. Gene Ontology annotation, molecular function: lipopolysaccharide binding. NCBI's taxonomy places the organism in Eukaryota, Metazoa, Chordata, Mammalia, Pholidota, Manidae.
CCCCGCUGGCUCUUUAUAGAUCCCUGGUUCCCCUCCAAGGCCUGGAGGCUUGGACAGUUUGGAGGAGGAAGACAUGGCCAGGAGCCCUGACAACGCGCCAUGGUGGGCAACCCUGACAGUGCUGACCGCCCUGGGCACAGCUGUGACAGCGACCACCAACCCCGGCAUCGUGACCAGGAUCACCCAGAAGGGCCUGGACUAUGCCUGCCAGCAAGGAGUGGCUGUGCUGCAGAAGGAGUUGGAGAAGAUCCAGAUUCCCACCUUCUCAGGAAACUUUAAGAUCAAGUAUCUUGGGAAAGGGCAUUACAGCUUCUACAGUAUGGUUAUCCAUGGGUUCCAGCUUCCCAGCUCCCAGAUAAAUUUGUUGCCCAAUGAGGGCCUUCAACUUUCCAUCAAAAAUGCCAAUGUCAAGAUCAGUGGAAAAUGGAAAGCACGAAAGAAUUUCAUCAAAACCAGUGGCAACUUUGACCUGAGUGUGGAGAGCAUCUCCAUUUUGGCGGGUCUGAAGCUGAGCUGUGACCCGACCUCGGGCCACCCCACCAUCGCCUGCUCCAGCUGCAGCAGCCGCAUCGACAGUGUCCACGUGCACAUCUCAGGAGGCAGCCUGGCGUGGCUGAUGCAGCUCUUCCACAAAAAAAUUGAGUCUUCACUUCGAAACACCAUGAACAGCAAGAUCUGCGAGGUAGUGACCCAUUCUGUGUCCUCCAAGCUGCAACCUUAUUUCCAGACACUACCAGUGACAGCCAAAAUAGAUAAUGUGACUGGGAUCGAUUACUCACUGGUGGCCCCUCCAAUAAUCACAGCUGAGAACCUAGAUGGACAGCUGAAGGGGGAGUUUUUCAGGCUGGCCCACCGCAGCCCCCCUCCAUUUGCCCCACCGGCGCUGGCCUUGCCCCCCACCCACGACCGCAUGCUGUACCUGGGCCUCUCCGACUACUUCUUCAACACAGCCGGGCUCGUGUACCAAGAGGCUGGAGUCCUGAACCUGACCCUCACGGACGAAAUGAUUCCACAGGAAUCUAAAUUCCGACUGACAACCAAAUUCUUUGGGACCCUCAUACCAGAGGUGGCCAAGAUGUUCCCCGACAUGAAGAUGCAGCUCCUCAUCUGGGCUUCCUCCCCGCCGCACCUCACAGUGCACCCCUCCGGCAUUGCCUUCACCCCUACUGUGGAGGUUCAGGCCUUUGCUGUCCUCCCAAACUCCUCCUUAGCCCCGCUCUUCCUGAUUGACAUGAACAUGAACAUUUCUGUGGAAAUUGGUGCCAGGGCCGACAGGCUUGUUGGAGAGCUCCGGUUGGGCAGGUUGCUCUUAGAACUGAAGCACUCAGACAUCGGCCCCUUCUCGGUUGAAUUGCUGCAGGCUGUCAUGAAUUAUGUCGUGCCCACAGUUGUGCUUCCUAAGGUGAAUGAGAGGCUGCAGAAGGGGUUCCCUCUCCCACUGCCCACCCAUGUCCAGCUCUUCAAUCUGGUGCUUCAAUCUAAGCAGGAUUUCCUGCUGUUUGGUGCAGAUGUUCAGUACAGCUGAAGUCGCCAUGGGGGCUGGGGGCUGUCAGCUGCGCCAGGAGGUGAGCGACUGUCAACACCUGUUCAUGACAGGCCACCUUCCUCCAGGCAUCCCUCUCCAGCUCUCACCAGAGAGUUUUGUCAGCUUCUCUGAACUCAGAUCAUUGGAAAAUUGUGUGGUGUCUAUUUUAGGGAUUAUGGGUGUCUUUCAAAAGCCAAGACUGCACAGACAUCUCGUCCAGGAAUUGCAUUUCAGUUAUAACCACAAUAUUUCUAUUUGUGCUUCACCCCUUGCCCCCCAAAAAAUGUUUUGUCUGAGGAA